Messenger RNA from Pistacia vera, 794 nucleotides. Its product is annotated as early light-induced protein 1, chloroplastic-like. The record is from RefSeq and is a predicted model, not a curated record. NCBI's taxonomy places the organism in Eukaryota, Viridiplantae, Streptophyta, Magnoliopsida, Sapindales, Anacardiaceae. The coding region runs from base 271 to 642 and encodes 123 amino acids. The transcript is spliced from 2 exons.
GGUAUUUGUCUAAACAGAUUCACAGCUCUUGCUCAAUUCUUCUAAGAUUAAGAGUACUCCUUCUCAUUGUGGUAGAUAUAAACAGUUUAGUCGGGAACUUGAUCAUUCAGCAUUGCGUCUUGAGAUGGCUGCAUCAUUUUCAUUUGCUACUCAAUCUAUCCUGGGAAACCCGGUGUCCGGUGUACGAACAGAUCAUGUGGAGUAAGCCAGUUUUUCCCGGUCAAGUACGUGCCUCGUCUAGGAAGAAAUGCCGGCGUACAAGUCCGUUGCAUGGCUGAGGAAAAACAGAAGGCAAAGGUGAGCACGAAGUUCUCAGACGUGUUCGCAUUUAGUGGGCCAGCUCCGGAGAGGAUCAAUGGCAGGCUUGCUAUGAUAGGCUUUGUAGCUGCAAUGGCAGUAGAGGUAGCUAAGGGUCAGGAUGUGUCUACACAAAUAUUAGACGGUGGGCUUACAUGGUUCAUAGGUACAAGCGUUGUACUAUCACUGGCAUCUCUAGUUCCUCUAUUCAAAGGAGUGACCGUGGAGUCCGUGUCAGAAGGUUUGAUGACGUCAGAUGCUGAGCUGUGGAACGGGAGGUUCGCAAUGUUGGGUCUGGUUGCUUUGGCCUUCACGGAGUAUGUUAAGGGUGGUGCUCUUGUAUAGGCCUUUUUGCUUUGGCCUUUUCGCAGUAUGUUAACGGUGGCGCUCUUGUAUUGUAAUGUAUAGGCCUUCACAGAGAUUGUAAUAUCAAAAAAAAAAUUUACGUAUUCAAUAAACAAUUAAUAUUUUUCGUUAUAAAAUUAUAUUUGUUAUAA